GGCGGUCGGAGAGCGGCAGGCAGUGGGAGGUGCGGCAGGCGGUGCUGCGCUGGUGGCGCUUCCGCGGGCACCGCUGCCGGGUCUCGGCGCCUCUCGGGUGUUCUGCACGGCGCCGCACGGAGACACCACCGUGCAGGACCGGGACUGGGCAUGCAGAACGGAGAAGGCGCCUCACACUCUGAGCACCAGCACGACUCCGGCCCCCGCUUUGGGGGUGUUUUGGAGUUCUCCGCUGCAGCCGGCGACCUCCUCUUGCAGCACCUGGGCUUCCUCUGAAGUCUCUGUGUGUAGCCCCCGAAACGGGAGGCGUUGAGGCUUCGGGAGCUACAGUCAGGCACUCUCUGCUCAGUGACAUAGCUCUGGUCCUGCUUUGUGACAGCUCUUCACACCUAGCAUCCAAUGCCCCUCCUCCGGUAAACACAAAUAUUACUACGUUUCCACAGCCUGUCAUCAUUUGCCUUCCCAGAUUGGGUCUUCACCUCAGCUGUUCAGUCCUAGCAUUCCUCCCCAGAAGGAGGCCAUAAGCAGCUCUUGCCCUGGUACAGUUUGCAGAUGGCGAUUCUGCUGGCUCAGAAGCUGAAUGAUAAAGGAGAAGCUUAUGGUUUAAGCACCACAUGUUAGGCUGCCUGCGUUCAUGCUGCCCGUUGAAGAAGGAAGCGUUUUCCGUUCCGUUGGAUGGCUGUGCAAAAGCAAGAUCGUGUUUGCCACCAAAUCCUCCAGAAUGUGCUGCUGUUCCCAGCCUGGAAACUCCACACUUGAAAAUUACAACAAAAAAUGGAGAAACAAUCUAUCUGUCUGGGGCGAGAUUAAAGUAUGUUCCUCGCCCAGGAUACAAGCUCAGUGGAACACAAGUGAUAACUUGCUCUGCGGGAAACUGGACUCCAGCUCCUGCAUGCUUGGAACUGCCAUGUGGAAGUAUUCCAAGGGUUGCCAAUGCUCAGCCUGAAGGCAGGCACAAAGAAAGUUAUGAGCCUGGAGAAACAAUUCACUACCACUGUGGGGCAGGCUUCCAGAUCAUUGGUUCUCCUGAAAUUUUUUGCAGAGAAGGAAACUGGACAGAACCACCCUCCUGUGAAGAUAACAGUUGUGGAGCUGCACCUGAAAUUCCCCAUGCUUACAUUACAAGCACUCAACAGGAGCGGUACAGACCUGGUGCCAGAGUGCAGUAUGAAUGUGGAAGCGAUUUUCAAAUGAUGGGUGAAAAUUAUAUUGUUUGUACAAAUGGUGAAUGGUCAAACCCACCAACUUGCACAGGUAGGAAUCUGUACUGUCUUGCUUGCUAGCUCUGGAGGGGCACUUUGUUUA
Pogoniulus pusillus (Red-fronted tinkerbird) is the source of this 1305-nucleotide messenger RNA. Its product is annotated as complement factor H-related protein 1-like. The transcript is spliced from 5 exons. Lineage: Eukaryota; Metazoa; Chordata; Aves; Piciformes; Lybiidae. Bases 615 to 1283 code for a protein of 222 amino acids. The record is from RefSeq and is a predicted model, not a curated record.